Molecule: messenger RNA, 405 nt
Organism: Caenorhabditis briggsae
Lineage: Eukaryota; Metazoa; Nematoda; Chromadorea; Rhabditida; Rhabditidae
Exons: 3
Source: RefSeq, a predicted model, not a curated record
AAAUUCAGAAAUUCAGAAAUUCAGAAAUUCAGAAUCGCAGAAAAGCUCCGAUCCAUCGAAGAAUCAGUUUCGAAAAUUCCGAAAUUUGAAGAAAAACCAAAAUCGGCAAAGGAAUUUGUGUUGAAGCAUGUGUUCAACAAAGUCGUCGAAUUUGAAGAGGACGAUGUUCACUUCAAUGACACUGUCUCUGGAAUUCUCCAUUUGUCUGAUAUGUACGACGCUCCGACAGCAAUUCGAAGAUGUGAGGAGUUAUUAUUGAAGAAUUCGCAUUUGAAGAACAAGUGCCUCUCUGAAAUCACCACAAUUUCCGAUAUCCAAUUGAUCGUGUCAUUGAAUUUCAAAGAAAUGGAUUUAUCUACUUCGCAGUCUCUUCUUCAAAAGUCUUUGGAAUUUUCUAAUAAAUAA